Messenger RNA from Stylonychia lemnae, 3207 nucleotides. NCBI's taxonomy places the organism in Eukaryota, Ciliophora, Spirotrichea, Sporadotrichida, Oxytrichidae. The record is from the annotation of a GenBank genome assembly.
AUGCCAAGAGAUAAGAUUUAAAGAUCAAGAUCAAGAGAAUAACCCUAAUACUACCAACCAUAAGUUUAGCAUCAUAAUCUCUAGCAGCAGCAGUAGUCUUAAUACCCCUAAGUUCACACUCAAUUCAAUGGCAAUCAACAAAUGAUCAAUGGUUAAUCUAUCAACAGCAACUACAAGCAAUGUAUCAAGCAAGCAUCUAGGAAAUACUCCCCGGAUAACACAAACAACUUCUCCGAAGAUAAGAGAUAUCAUAGUAGCAGUCAUAAUCAUCAUUAGAGUUUCAGUAAGAGGUUCGAUUUUUACCAGGUUUACUCUAAGUUUGACAAGCAUCAUAACAACAGCGGGUACACUCAGAAUUAGCAUAAAAGCAAAGGCAAAGGCGGAUUUACAAGACAUCGCAGUCAGAGUAGUAGCUAAAGCAGAUAUCGCUCACCUAGAAGCAGAUCAUCUGAAACCAGCGGAGAUUACAAAAAGUACAAAAGCAGAAGAGCUUAGGAUUCCAAAUAUGCCUUUAAAUCCAAGCAUCAUGAACACAAGAGCUACGGUUCAACUGCAUAUCUAGCGAAGAAGUACUCAUCAAAGAGAAAUAAGUCAUUUCACGAUUCUUAACUAAAGCCUUAUAAAAAGAGAUACGAUAGAAGCAGGGGCAGGUCCUUUGAUAGCUCUCGAAGAACUUCACCAACUAAGAAGACUUUCAACUUCAGAAAGCAAUCCAUUAAUAAUCACAACGAUGAGAAACAUAAACUCGCAUGGAUCAGCAGUAUUAGCAAAGUCUAGGAGUAAAAGCCGUUGACUGUUUCAUUCUAGAAUAAAAACACAGUGACGUCAAACUUCGAAACUUUUGAGAGAGAUUAACUCUGCAGUAAUACUGAUGGAUUCUAAAAUUAGAAACCUAUUGAGAUGCCCAAGUUUAAAAUAUCACCGAUUGAAAAGACUGGUUCAAUAAGUAAGUACCAGAUACCAGGAUUGACUCAAACCUUUAUAUCAACACAGCCAGACGGCUAAAAAUACAAACAAAAAAUCUACAUGCCAAGAAAUACAGGAAUAAACUAUGUUGGACUGCUAAUUGGUCCCAAGGGUAUUUAUUAGAAAAGACUUUAAGAGUAAACAGAUUGCAAAAUACUAAUCAGAGGUCGAGGAUCUCAUAAAGAUGGCCAUCCUAUGCAGCAAAAUGAUGUCGAUGAUUAGCACGUACUGAUCAUUGGUGAUACAGAAGAGAAAGCAUAGAAUGCAGCUAAAGUAGUCUAUAGAGUAUUGACUGCUGAUGAGGAAACCAGAAAUGCUAUUAGGCAAGAAUAGCUCUAUGCAGCUUAAGAAAUGAGUAAAGAUCUUUACAAGCAUCCAAUUGACGAUUAUCUCCUUACUCCUUAUGGUCCACCUUCACCUUACGCCUUAAUUAUACCAGUGCCUAAUGAGUGUGUCGGACUAAUUAUUGGCAAAGGUGGUGAAACCAUCAGGUACCUUCAAAUGAAAUCAGGAUCAAAGAUUCAAGUUGCAAAGAAGGAAAUACCAAACUCAACAAUGAGAAAUGUUUUUAUUGAAGGCCAACCUGAGAAGUUUGAUGGAGCUAAAGCACUAAUCGAAAACAUUGUUAAUGAACAUCGCAAAAUGCAAGAGUCAUUCUCUCUUAAGGGUGAAGUUAAUCCAUUCCCAGGCCCUUACACUAACUUUGCUAUCUCAAAUGCCAUAAUAGAUAUCAUAAUUGGUUAGAAUGGUUAAACAAUAAAAUCUCUGCAUCAGAAAACAGGAUGCUACAUCUUUAUACCUCAGGAAGUGAACUCCUCGAACGAAAGAGUGCUCCAAUUAUCUGGUCCUUUAGAGUCUAUUGAAAAAUGCAAAAUUGAGUUGCUUUAGAUAAUCAGAAAUGUUCAAAAUUUUGCUGAUAGCACAGGUUAAAAACUCGACAAUCAUAUUUAAAAAGCAAGUUUCCUUUAGUAAAAUGAAUUUCAGAAGAAGUCUCUUCUUGAAUAAGCUAUGAAAGAUCAGCAACUUUUACUUCCCAAGAGUCAUAAUUUUUACUCCUCAGACAUUAAGGAUGAAAAUCCAGUAGAAGAUCCAAGCAAGAGUGGAAAUGUAUUUAAUUAGAUAUCUUAGAAGGACUUUCUAUUUGAUCCCUUAGCAGCAGCAUACUACGAAAGAUUUACACUUUUCACUUAAGGUUCUUCCUUAAAUUUCAAUGAGUUGAAAUGGCCAGCACUUGCGAAAAGCAGGUUGGAAAACUCUAAUAAAAACUAUAAAACUUACUAUGAAGAGUACUGCACUUAGUAUGGUAUCUAGUGCAACUUGAAUUCCCUUGACUUUGAAUAAAGUUUGCUUUCAGAGUCAACUAAUCUAUCCACAUCCACAGCUAAUUCUAAUAAUUAGUAGCAAUCUUAGAGUCAAUCAGUCAAUGUUAACAAAAACAUGCAAGCUAGUUAAGACUGCUAUAACAAAAUUAUAGGUAGCUGCGCGCCUAAUGAAAUUAUUCCACAGUAGGUAAAUGUAACUCAAACUAAUGAUAAUUAGCAGUAACAGUAGCAUUAGUAGUAAUAUAUCUGUAAGCAGUAUAACUAGAUGUAGCUACCAAUAUACAGUUAAUCAUAGUGUUUUACUGGAGAUCAAAUCUAAUAUGUCACAUACAGUUAAUAGCCGUAUGAUGGAUGGAGUGGUAUGCCUGUCUAAAGCUAAAUGAAUACUUCUGGUUAUGGCUUAGGACCAUCUUCGUAAUCAUAAUAUCUCUCACAAGACUAAUACUUCUCCAAUGGCGCUAUUUAUCAUCAUCAAUUGUCCUAGCAGUCUCAUUUGCAACCUCAGGCUUAAUUAUAGUAGUAUUCGAGUUAGUAGAUAUAACAGCAGCAAUAACAAAAACAAUCUGCAGUUAGCCUAUUCUAUAAGUGCUUCGGACCAGAUGGAACUAUUAGCCGAUAAAUACCAUAGAGUUCUCAAGGAUAUAUUACAGAUCAAGAGCAAGGAGUUUACUAACUUAACAAUUUUAACUCACAUCAAUCUACAUAUGAUCAGACUUUGGACCAAAUGAGCAGUUAUCCAGCAGAUAGUACCAUGUGCGUUGGUUAUAGAGAGGAUUUAAUGAUAGAUGAAGAAUCAAAUGAUGAGAUCAACAUUUGUCAUGAUGAGGAUGAAGAGUAUUAGUAAUUCAGCUAAGAUGUUUAACUCUAGGACUAUCCUCAAGAUAAUGAUGCAGUCGAGUUGAUCAUUGAAUAAGAUUGA